AUGAGCGAACCCGAGCCGUUUGCGCACCAACAGAACCGCGCUGAGGGCAUGCCUGUGUCUGCCAGCCUGCCAACGCUUCUAGCUAGAGCUGUGUCCGAUGCGACUGCCUUCUCGCAUGUGUUCGUGCUUUGGCCAGUUUCUCAGCUGAGGACGUUGACGGCUCAGAAGGUUGCUCGGCGACGUUGUGAUUUGUGUGAUGGCGAUCAUUCGACGGCGAGUGGGCUCUUUCCUGAGGCUGAUGCUGGUGAAGGUGGUCGUGCGCUCCAAGAGACCAACUCGACCCACGGACAUUCGAAGGUGGUGUCAAUCCAGCGGGAAGCCACCGUUCAAAGCCACGCUCAAACAUGGUCUUGCAGUAGCACGGUCCAGAACAUGGGCCGAGGGAUCAACCUCGGGAACGUGUACGAUUUCAACCAGGGCAACCGCGACCCCGCGGUUGUCAAGAGACAAGUCAAGUGGGCUCACGACGAAGGAUUCGGACACGUUCGCGUGCCUGUGACGUGGGACGGACAUUUCGAUGCCAACUCCCAGCUGACAAAGCAAGUCACGGAAGUUGUCGACUAUGCUUUGGGCCUGGGUCUCCACGUGGUUAUCAACACACACCACGAGCACUGGCUGAAGGACGGCUACGACGGAUCCCAGCACUACAAGGAUCAGUUUUGGAACCUCUGGACUGGCAUCGCAGGUCACUUCGCGUACAAGUCCAGCAGGCUGAGCUUCGAAGUGCUCAACGAGCCGGACAAGGCUUUCGGAAGCUGGAACGGAUAUCCACAUCCAUACGACCAGCUCGCGAUCGACCGAACGCGGGAGGUUAAUGGCUUGGGCUAUGCCGCCAUCCGCAGUGUUGCCGGCAACAAGGACCGCAUGAUCUUCCUGCACCCCAAUGCUAUGUCCAGUAUAGGCACCGCCAAAGCGCUUUACCCUUCCAAGUGGAGUCUGCCGGGAAGUGGCAAGGAUGCCUGCGUGGGCGUCACCGUGCACACAUAUGAUCCGUAUGAUUUCUGCGGCGAGAAUGGCCACUCCAAUUACUAUGCCAACCCCAAUGCCAUGAAAAAAGACUUGAUCUUCAAGUUCAAAGACCUCCGCGAUUGGGCAUUCGACACGCAUAUCCCUGUGUAUGUAGGCGAGUACGGUGUUGGCCGCCAGAUGGAUCGACAGUGGGAUCGUAACAACGAGAACGUCCGUGAGUACUACAAGUUUGUGUUUCUUGACUGA
This is a messenger RNA of Symbiodinium sp. CCMP2592, 1215 nucleotides long. Lineage: Eukaryota; Dinophyceae; Suessiales; Symbiodiniaceae. The record is from the annotation of a GenBank genome assembly.